Alternaria viburni is the source of this 411-nucleotide messenger RNA. RefSeq lists its product as uncharacterized. The transcript has 2 exons. Bases 1 to 411 code for a protein of 136 amino acids. Lineage: Eukaryota; Fungi; Ascomycota; Dothideomycetes; Pleosporales; Pleosporaceae. The record is from RefSeq and is a predicted model, not a curated record.
AUGAAGCGUAACUACGGUAAUCGCGUAGACCCAAGCCCAGCACCAGUAUACCAAAAUCAACUUGGUCAUGUGAGCUCUAUGGGCCACGUCGACUUUGAUACGAUCAGCGAAGAGGUCGUGGCCAAGAAGGGUCGUCUCGGCCUCACACCAAUCACGCUCACCCAGGUCAUGUUUCCUAUCUGGCAAUCCAAAGGCUUCAAAUUGCUGUCGAAAGAAGAGGUACAAGCACUGACACCCGGAAAAGAGCGCAAGGGCAGCCUCACCCCCAAGAGAGAGCGCAAGGCCAGCAGGGCCACAGACGACCCCACCCUCAAGCCGGCGCCGCAACUUCAACAAAACCCCCGACCUCCAGGCCAACAGCAAGAGAUCGCGCAGAAACACGAUUUCCACCCCUCUCACCCCCGAAGUUAA